CCGCUCCUAACUCCUGCGCCUGGCUCCUUGCAGCGCUGCUGGCCGUGGAGAGCGACACCUUUGGGAGCCACGUUCGCAUCAAGGGCAAGGAGACGGGCUACUACGUCUGCAUGGACAGGAGAGGGAAGGUGCUGGGCAAGCUGGACGGGCGGAGCCGGGGCUGUGUCUUCGUGGAAGAAGUCCUGGAGAACAACUUCACGGCCUUCAUGUCGGCCGGGCACCGGGGCUGGUUCCUGGGCUUCACCCGCAAGGGGCGGGCACAGAGGGGGCCGCGCACCCACCGGACCCAGCGCGAAGGGCACUUCAUGAAGAGGCCCCCCAAGGGCACAGGGGGCGAGGGGCAGAGCCCAUUUCGCUUCACCGCCCUCACCCCGCGGACUAAGCGGGCCCUGGGGCCCUAGAGCCAGGAGCCCGCGCCCACCCGGUGCCCCCAGGCCAUGCCCAGCUCAGCACGGCGAGGAGAUGGGCUCCUAGCAUGCAACGCUCCCCCCGCCAGGCUGGCUUCAGACCCGCGGGGGCAGAACUCCCAGCAUGCAGUUCUGCUGCUCCGGCCACGCCAAGGAGGGGUGGGCUACCAGCCAUGGGGGCGGGACACAGGCUCUGCCCCACAUGCCAGCUGGCUUGCAGCAGUGCAUGCUGGGAUGUCGGUCCCAUGGGCUGGACACGGGCGAAGGAAAGGUUGUGGUCCCACAGCGCAGGGCCUGGGCUGGGCUGGGCGCUGCUGCCCCACAGCCCGUGACAGGCGGGUCACCCCACACGCCGCACAGGGGGCCGGGCGCUGCCCCACAGCCCGUGACAGGCGGGUCACCCCACACGCCGCACAGGGGGCCGGGCGCUGCCCCACAGCCCGUGACAGGCGGGUCACCCCACACGCCGCACAGGGGGCUGGGCGCUGCCCCACAGCCCGUGACAGGCGGGUCACCCCACACGCCGCACAGGGGGCUGGGCGCUGCCCCACAGCCCGUGACAGGCGGGUCACCCCACACGCCGCACAGGGGGCUGGGCGCUGCCCCACAGCCCGUGAC
Messenger RNA from Terrapene triunguis (Three-toed box turtle), 1025 nucleotides. RefSeq names its product fibroblast growth factor 18-like. Gene Ontology annotation, biological process: regulation of cell migration; positive regulation of cell population proliferation; fibroblast growth factor receptor signaling pathway. The record is from RefSeq and is a predicted model, not a curated record. The transcript is spliced from 2 exons. Gene Ontology annotation, cellular component: cytoplasm. Gene Ontology annotation, molecular function: type 2 fibroblast growth factor receptor binding; growth factor activity; type 1 fibroblast growth factor receptor binding. Lineage: Eukaryota; Metazoa; Chordata; Testudines; Emydidae. The annotation marks the transcript as partial.